Molecule: messenger RNA, 8584 nt
Organism: Notolabrus celidotus (New Zealand spotty)
Lineage: Eukaryota; Metazoa; Chordata; Actinopteri; Labriformes; Labridae
Product: collagen alpha-6(VI) chain
Exons: 24
Coding region: 269-7501 (2410 amino acids)
Molecular function (GO): serine-type endopeptidase inhibitor activity
Source: RefSeq, a predicted model, not a curated record
GAUGUCUGGGAGGUGCUCCUCCUGCAGAGUCAAGCCUGCGCCUCCCUACAUGGCUGGACUCGUGUGUUGAGCGUGCAGAGGGCGCGGACGCAGAGCAGCAGAUCUGAUCAGCCGCCUCUGUCCUCCUGCUGAAGUGUCUUUGAGCGCGACGCUGACCCAGAACCGGACACUGACUCUGAGCCGGACGCUGACCCAGAGCCGGACGCUGACUCUGAUCCGGACGCUGACUCUGAGCCAGUGAGGAGAGAAACCCGAGAGCCGAUCCGGCAUGGAGGGGGGGCGGGGUCUACUCCUCGGCCUCAUCAUGGCAACGUGUUUCUACGGCAACGCUGCUCAGAAGACAGUCUGCACUCAAGAAGCCGUGGCCGAUAUCGUCUUCCUGGUGGACGGGUCCUGGAGUAUCGGGGCGGAGAACUUCGAGCAGAUCCGUCUGUUCCUGUACUCGCUGGUCAACAGCUUCGAUGUCGGGCCUGAUCACGUCCACAUCGGUCUGGUCCAGUACAGCAACGAUCCACGCACCGAGUUCCUGCUCAACACCUUUCAGACCAAGGAGGACAUCCUGCAGUACAUCAGCGAGCUGCCGUACAAGGGGGGCGGCACCAACACCGGACUGGGCUUGGACUUCCUGCUGAGGGAGCACUUUGUGAGGGCAGCAGGGAGCCGGGCACAUCAGAACGUGCCGCAGAUCGCUGUGGUGAUCACCGACGGGAAGUCCCAAGACAACGUGGAGGUCCACGCCCAGGACCUGAAGAAGCAGGGGAUCGUUCUCUACGCCGUCGGGAUCAAAGAAGCAGACGAAGACCAGCUGAAGGAGAUCGCCAACGAGCCGCACAGUCAGCACGUCUACAGCGUGUCGGACUUCGCAGCUCUGCAGGGGAUCUCUCAGGGCAUCGUCCAGACGCUCUGCACGACUGUAGAGGAGGUGAAACGGCAGCUCCUGCAGCUGUCCACAGAGUGUUCUCAGGCCACGGUGGCCGACAUCGUCUUCCUGGUGGACGGUUCCUCCAGCAUCGGCAUCCAAGGCUUUGAAGACAUGCGUGGGUUCCUCCGCAGCGUGGUCUCCGGUCUGGACAUCGGCCCUGAUAAAGUCCGGGUGGGCUUGGCUCAGUACAGCGACGAGUCCUAUCAGGAGUUCCUGCUGAACGAACACAUGGACAAGACCGCCCUGCUGGCUGCGGUGGCCAGCUUCAACUACAGAACAGGAGGCACGGAAACAGGCAAGGCCAUCGACUUCAUCCUGACCCGGUACUUCACUGAGGCGGCGGGGAGCAGAGCCAAGCAGCGGGUCCCUCAGAUCGCCGUGGUCAUCACAGACGGGGACUCCACGGACGACGUGGUGCAGCCCGCGCUGCGCCUCAGGCAACACGGGGUCAUCGUGUUCGGCAUCGGGGUCGGACAGGCCAACCUGUUCCAGCUGGAAUCCAUCGCCAACCGGCCUCCGGAUCGCUUCCUGUUCUCCAUCGACAGCUACGGGGCGCUGCAGAGGCUGACCGACGGUCUCCUGCAGACGGUCUGCAUCUCUGUGGAGGAUCAGAGGCAAGCCUUGGCGGAGAGGUUUGCAGACAUCUUCUUCCUGGUGGACAGCGGCGUGUCGUCCACAAACUUCAAUCAGGUCCGGAGCGUCCUCACCCGACUGUCCAACCAGCUGAACAUCGGAGCCGACGCCUACCGUCUGGGAUGGGCUCAGUACGGUCAGGACAUCAAGGUGGAGUCUCUCCUUAACGCUCACCAAACCAGAGAGCAGACCCAGAGCGCCUUGAAGCUUUUCCGCCAACGCAAACUGCCGGCCAACGAGGCGAGGAACCUCGGCGGAGCUCUGCGUUACGCCAGCAGCAGCAUCUUCACCAGAGAGGCGGGGAGCCGGGCGGACCGGGGCUACAGACAGUUCCUGGUGGUCCUGAGCGGGAAGGACUCGGAUGAUGACGUGUACAGGGAGUCCCGUCUGAUCAAGUCCUCGGGGGUGACCGUGGUGGGGUUAAGCCUCGGAGCGUCCGUGACAGAGACCCAGCUCAUAUCAACGUCCCCGUACGUGUUCAGGUCCAUCAGUCAGACCAUCGUUCCUGAGCUGAGGGCCAUCUUUGAGAAGCAGGAGCAGGACAGCGUCCUCUCUGGAGAUUGUAAAGCAGCCAAACUGGCAGACAUCGUGUUCAUCGUGGACGAGUCUGGAAGCAUCGGGAAUCAGAACUUCCAGCUGGUCCGCACCUUCCUGCACUCCAUCGUGAGCGGCCUGGAGGUCAGCCCGUCCAAAGUCCGGGUGGGCUUCGUGACCUACAACGACCGAGCCACAGCACACGUCUACCUCAACACCUUCAACGUCAAGAGCGAGCUCCUGAACUUCAUCAAGAUCCUGCCGUACCACGGCGGCGGCACCAACACCGGGGCGGCGCUCAACUUCACCCGAGAGCACGUCUUCAGGAAGGAGCGAGGCAGCAGGAAGGACCGCGGCGUCCAGCAGGUGGCAGUGGUGAUCACAGACGGUGAAUCUCAGGACGACGUCAGCAGGGCGGCGGCCGAUCUGCGCCGUGGCGGCAUCACGGUGUACGCCAUCGGAGUCAAAGACGCCAACCAGCAGGAGCUGAAGCAGAUGGCGUCUUACCCCACCAACAAGCACAUGUUCGUCGUGGACAGCUUCGCCAAGCUGAAGUCUCUGGAGCAGACGCUGCAGAAGAUCAUGUGCGUCAACAUCAUCCGGCAAGCCGUCUCCGUGACAACCAGGAAAACCAGCAUCAAAGAAGGCUGCCUGCAGACGGACGAGGCGGACAUCUUCUUCCUGAUCGAUCACUCCGGGAGCAUCUACCCCGCCGACUUCAGCGACAUGAAGAAGUUCAUCAUCGAGUUCCUGCACACGUUCCGCAUCGGUCCAGACCACGUCCGCAUGGGGGUCGCAAAAUACGCAGACAGUCCCAACCUGGAGUUUGACCUGCAGAGGUACUCGGACACCAAGGCCCUGGAGAACGCCGUGUUGGCCAUAAAGCAGGUCGGGGGCGGGACAGAGACGGGGAGAGCGCUGGAUUUCAUGGGCCAGUACUUCAACAGAGCACAGGUCGCCGACGGCCCCAAAGUCCCCGAGUACCUGGUGGUCAUCACUGACGGGAAAUCAUCCGAUGAGGUCAAGGUACCUGCAGAGAAGCUGAGGGCGCAGGGGGUCAAGGUCUACGCCAUCGGGGUGAAGAAUGCAGAUCAAGAGGAGCUGGGAGAGAUCUCAGGGGACCCCAAGAGGACUUUCUUUGUCAACAACUUUGACGCUCUGACUCCCAUCAAGGACGACAUCAUCACGGACAUCUGCUCUCAGGACGCUUGCCAAGACCAACCGGGCGACCUCAUCUUCCUGAUCGACAGCUCCGGGAGCAUCUACCCCGAGGACUACCAGAAGAUGAAGGACUUCAUGAAGUCCGUCAUCGGCAAGUCCAUCAUCGGGCAGAAAGACGUGCACGUCGGGGUCAUGCAGUUCAGCUCCCAGCAGAAACUGGAGUUCACUCUGAACACCCACUUCACUCAGGACGACAUGCUGAGAGCCAUCAGCAGCAUGCUGCAGAUGGGAGGAGGCACGCUCACGGGCGCCGCCAUCUCACAGGUGUCGCAGUAUUUCGACACGGCGCAGGGGGGGCGGCCCAGCCUGAGGCAGAGGCUGGUGGUGAUAACAGACGGGGAGGCCCAGGACGAGGUCAAAGGCCCCGCUGCCGCUCUGAGGGCUAAGGGAGUGCUGGUGUACGCCAUCGGAGUGGUGGACGCCAACACCACCCAGCUGCUGGAGAUCAGCGGGUCAUCGGACAGGAUGUACUCUGAGAGGGACUUUGACGCUCUGAAGGACCUGGAGAGUCAGGUGGCCCUGGAGCUCUGCGAGACGGAGGGAGAGUGUAAGAAGACAGAGAGAGCUGACAUCAUCUUCCUGGUGGACGGCUCCACGAGCAUCACGCUGGAGAAGUUUCAGAGCAUGCAGAAGUUCAUGAAGUCCAUGGUGAACCAGACCAGCGUGGGCACCAACCUGACCCGCUUUGGAGUCAUCCUCUACUCCACCGACGCCAAGUCUGUGUUCACUCUGAACCAGUACAAGUCCAAACGGGAGGUUCUGAACGCCAUAUCAGGGCUGAAGUCUCCGUACGGAGACACCUACACCGGGAAGGCUCUGGGGUACUCCCUGCCGUUCUUUGGCGCCGCACAUGGCGGCCGUGCGGCUCUCCAGGUGCCGCAGAUUCUGGUGGUGAUCACCGACGGCGAUGCCACGGAUCGGCACAGCCUGGCGGCUCCGUCCCUGGCGCUGCGAGAAAGCGGGGUCAGGGUGUUCAGUAUCGGCGUGGAAGGAGCCAACAGGACGCAGCUGGAGAUCAUGGCCGGACAAGACAAGUCCAAAGUGUUUUAUGUGGACAACUUUGAAGCCCUGGAAGGUCUCUACAAGAACCUGACUCUGGAGAUCUGCGAAUACACGAAGCCAGUUUGUGAAAAACAGCAGGCUGACCUGGUCUUCCUCCUGGAUCAGUCCGGCAGCAUCAACCCUUCAGACUACGCCAUCAUGAAGAAGUUCACCACGGAUCUGAUCUCUAAGUUCAAAGUGGGCGAUGAUAACGUGAAGGUGGGAUGCGCCCAGUUCAGCGACGUCUUCAAGCAGGAGUUCUACCUGAACGAGAUGUACACCGAGGAGGCCGUGAUCAAACACAUCUUUGCCAUGGAGCAGACGGGCGGAGGCACCACUAUCGGCCACGCCCUCAACUCCAUCAGGGAGCACUUUGAGGCGGCGCGCGGCAGCCGCAGGUUAUCUGGGAUCUCCCAGAACCUGGUCCUGAUCACAGACGGCGAUUCUGAGGACGACGUGGAGGAUGCAGCCGAAAGUCUCAGGAAGCUGGGGAUCGAGGUGUUCGCCAUCGGCAUCGGAGACGUCCACGAUCUGCAGCUCCUGCAGAUCACCGGCACCCCGGAGAGGCUGUUCACCGUGCAGAACUUUGGAAGCUUGGAGAAAAUCAAGCAGAAGGUCGUCGACACGAUCUGCAAGUCCAAACAAAUCCCAGAUCGCCCCAGCUGCAGCGUCGACAUCGCCAUGGGCUUCGACAUCUCUCGAGCAGACAAAGCUCCGGGCGACCUUCUGUUCAGCGGACACGCCAAGCUGCAGAACUUCCUCUCCGACAUCGCCCAAUACGUGUCCUCGCUGCACGGCCUCUGCUGCGUCGGCCCCGCCCCCAUCAAGACCAACAUCGCGUACCGGCUGGUGGGUCGAGACGGGCGCGAGCUGUUGGACACUCGCUUUGAGCCGUACAACUCGGACGUGGUGGACAAAAUCAAGAGCCAGACUCUGGAGCCGACUUACUUCAACACGGCCCUGCUGAGGUCCUUCAGUCAGAAGAUGAGCACAGAAUCUGGAGCAGGAGUGAAGGUGGUGGUGAUCUUCUCUGAUGGAUUCGAUGAUGACGUGAUGAGACUGGAGCAGGAGUCAGAUCGUCUGAGAGAGUCUGGAGUCAGUGCUCUGCUGGUGGUAGCUCUGGAGGGAGUGCGUGACCCCGCCCAGCUGCAGAGCGUGGAGUUCGGUCGAGGAUUCGGCUACAGGCUUCCUCUCAGCAUCGGCAUGCCGAGCGUCGGCAGCUCCAUCCUCAAACAGAUCGAGUGUAAGCUCAUCACCUACAUCAGAGACAACUGUGCCUGCUCCACGGGUCACUUGGCGUGCCCGGCCUACCCCACCGAGCUGGUGUUCGGUCUGGACAUGUCUGCGGACGUGACCCCGGCGGCCUUCGAGAGGCAGCGCUCCGCCCUCCUCUCCCUGCUGGAGGACGUCACCGUCGCCGAGAGCAACUGUCCGACCGGCGCCCGCGUGGCCGUGGUGGGAUACAGCGCCUACACCAAGUACCUGAUCCGUUUCCACGACUACCGCCUCAAGUCACAGCUGAUCGAGUCCGUGAAGAACAUCGCCCUGGAGAGGACGUCCAACAGCCGCCAGCUGGGCGCCGCCAUGCGCUUCGUGGGUCAGAACGUCUUCAAACGGGUCAGGUCAGGGAUGCUGAUGAGGAAGGUGGCGGUCUUCCUUACCAACGGGCCGACACAGGAUGUGGGCGACGUGGUGACCGCCAUGAUGGAGUACCAAGGCCUCAACAUCGUCCCGGCUGUGGUCUCUCUGAGGAACGCUCCGGCUGUUCGUCAGGCGAUGGAGGUGGACGACACGAGGAGAGCCAUCUUCACGGUGCUGGGGAGGGACAUGUCUGCUGACCUGAACACGGUGAAGGACUGUGCCAUCUGUUACGACCCCUGUAAGCGCUCAGACCAGUGCUCCUUCAUCCAGGAUCCGGCGCCGCCUCAGGAGGCCGAUGUGGACCUGGUCUUGGUGAUGGACGGCUCCAGGGAGGUGAAGGCUGACGAGUACGCCGGCGCCCAGCAGCUGCUGGGUUCUGUGGUGCAGCAGCUGGCUGUGAGCCCUAAGCCCGGCAGACCCGGGAACCGGGCCCGGGUGGCUUUGGUCCAGCAGGGCAGCACCCAGGCUCUCAAGGAGGAGUUUGGUCUGCAGACCUACCAGAGCCAGGACCUGAUGAAGAGGCACCUGAUCCAGAACCUGCAGCAGCAGGGCGGCUCCUCGGCUCUGGGACGGACGCUGGAGUUCGCCCUGAGGGAGGUGCUCCUGAAGGCCGGCCAGGCCCGGAAGAAGAGGGCGCUGCUGACCGUGGUGGGCACCCAGACGGCUCUCCGGGACCGGCUCAAGCUGCAGUACGUCUCCCAGAAGGCCAAGUGCGAGGGGGUGGCGCUGUUUGUGGUGACGGUGGGCGAGCGCUACAGCCGGACUCAGGCGGAGGAGCUGGCCGGUCUGCCCUUACAUCAGCACCUGAUCCACGUCAGCAGACUGAACGCUGAGGAGCAGGGCUACUGCCAGCGCUUCUUCAGAGUCUUCCUCUCCGCCCUCGACAAGGGAGUCAACACGUAUCCUCCUCCUUCACUGAGACAGACGUGUCAGCAGCUCAGAGAGCCGGGGGAAGGAUUCCUCGACGGUCAGGGAGCGUUCACCUUCGUGGAGGAGGUGGGGACGUUUGGGGAGCACACGGGAAGAGGGACUCAGCAGACCGGCCAGCUGGACAUCAUCGAGACCCUGACCCGGGGAGACGGCCAGAGUGUGGUGUCUGCAGCCAAGAUCAACGCCCGGUGUCUGCUGCGGGCUGAUACCGGCCUCCAGUGUGACGAAUCCGUCCGGGCGUGGUUCUUUGACACAGACGUCGGUGCAUGCUCGCCGUUCUGGUUUGGCGGUUGCGGCGGUAACGCCAACCGCUUUAAAACGGAAACCCAAUGUUUCCGGACGUGUGGCAUCCAUAAUCCAAACAUCCUGCCCAAACCAGAGCUGGUCAGCUUCGCCUCCAAAGACUCCUGCUUCCUGGCUCAGGAUCAGGGCGGCUGUCAGAACUACACCAUGAUGUGGUUCUUCGACACCGAGCAGAACGAGUGCUCUCGCUUCUGGUACGGCGGCUGUGACGGCAACCAGAACCGCUUCGGGACCCAGGAGGAGUGUGAGACCCUGUGUCUGACCAAGAGCCGGUGAGGAGGAGGAGGAGGAGGAGGAGGAGGAGGAGGAGGAGGAGAGAGCAGCUGUAACACCCAACAUGCAACAGCAGAACCUUCAAACACACGUGCACGUUCAAGAGAAAACUCCACACAGACCUUUAUCUGCAGCGGGUCUGAUCGGGGACGGGGGGGACUGGUAUCGUGUCUCUGCUUCGACGCAUUCAGGGAAAAGUUUCCUCCGCUCUGAAACCCGGCUGCUCGGAGGGUUUCUCUUGAACGUGCACGCUCUGUUUCCCCCGCAGCUCUUCACCCUUUCACCAAACUCUGAAGGGUCGGACCCUCACCAGAGACCGACCCCCCAGUCCCUCACAUCAGGUGCUAGUCUUACCGAGCAGGACGAGACCAGAACCAGUGUCUGAAGGAAAGUGAAACGACACGCCUCUCUCGUGUCUGACUGAACCUUCAGGUGUCAGGCUUCAUUUAUAACCCCGGGUUUAUCUUCAUGUUUGAGCUCCUCGUUCUUAAAGAUUGUGGUCUGACUUUAAAGUUCAGACCACUUCAAACCCACACCUGGAGCUCUGAUUUACAGAACGGACGACGUGAGAGUCUCACUUUCAGAGUUUGGGUCUUCACGCAGAGACCAGGAUGAGGACUGGUUCACUCCUGGAGGUUUCUGGAUAUUUUCAGGAGCUCAUCAAACUUCAGAAUGAUUCUCCUUCUUCUUCUUCUUCUUCUUCUUCUUCAGAUGUUUUUAUUCAUCCUGUUUCCUGUCGCUCACACCGGCUGCAUGAUUUAAACCCCGCCUCCUCGCUGGUGUUUCAGAGAGGUCACUCAAAACAUCAACAUAUCGGUCAGUCACCUAAAAUCCUCUGAACUCUGGUUUCCUCUCCUCCACCCUGACGUCUGUGAAAAGACCCAAACUCUGAAAGUGAGAUCCUCCUCGAGCUGCAGACCUGUGAGGUUCUGCAGAGCGAGUCCAGGAUCAGUCUGAACCUUCAAAGACCAGGAUCCAGUCUCUGUGUGUGAGCCUGCGUCUGUCUGUCUUUAACAUGUGGUUUAUAAAGGGACUGAUGGUGCUUCAUGUAAAAAACAACAAUAAUAAUAAAGAAUCUAAGAAAGA